This is a messenger RNA of Penicillium vulpinum, 1980 nucleotides long. Its product is annotated as fungal specific transcription factor domain-containing protein. Bases 1 to 1980 code for a protein of 659 amino acids. Lineage: Eukaryota; Fungi; Ascomycota; Eurotiomycetes; Eurotiales; Aspergillaceae. Gene Ontology annotation, biological process: DNA-templated transcription. The transcript is spliced from 10 exons. Gene Ontology annotation, molecular function: zinc ion binding; DNA binding. The record is from RefSeq and is a predicted model, not a curated record.
AUGUCGGGCUCGGAAGGCUCGGUGCGCGUUGUGAAAAAGCGUCAAAAACGCAAGCUAGCCCAGUCAGAGGACUCACCGAGACGCCCCAGACCUGGUUUGAACGGGGAAGACUCACCAGAGUUUGUUCCCAAGAAACUGUAUAUCGACUCGUUGUUGGCCGAUCGGCAAGCUUCGCGCAUCUCCAUGAGCGCGAAACACCCAGAUCAAUUGACGGCUAUAUUUGGCCCGAACCCCAACAUCUCUUUUUUUCCAGCCAAGAGAGUCCGCUCUAUCAGCGAAAGGCUCGGCCACGACAGGUUAGAACAGCUACUUGCAGAUAUUCGCGAUAUUGUCGCAGCCAAGGUGAAGGCGACUAGUUCGAUCCCUCGCUCCCAAGUUCGGAAGGAAUACCACUUACAGAAUGCUCACAAUCUCCCUCCUCGCGAGUGCCUGAACGCACAUAUACUCAUUUAUUUUGAGAUGGUUCAUCCGGUAUAUCCUUUCCUCUGCGCUACCACAUUCCAAUGCCAGGCGACCUCCCCGGACCUUUUGCAUUUCCUCGCAACUGACAAAACCUUCGCGGCGCUUUUUUAUGCGGUUUUAGCGAUUGGCUGCCAGUAUAAUGAUGGUGGUAGCUACGAGGCGGGCGUUGGCGAGGCAUGGUCGUACUUUGAACGAUCGUUGUCUUAUUUUCAGGAUCUCAUAUUCUUCCGUGGUUCGCUCAUGGCAGUUCAGGCUCUCAUGGCUAUGGCUAUCUUCUCCACUACCGCAUCCGCCUUUCAACUUGAGCCGUUAAUGCUCUCAGAGGCUGCAGUAAUGGCACAAGGCCUGGGAUAUAACCGCUCGAAUGGACCACAUGAAGAUACGCAAAGACGUACCUUUUGGGUACUAUACUUUAUGGAGAAAGUCUCUUGCUUCAUAACAGGAAAGGUCUCGGUUCUCCAAGACUCAAAUAUCAGCUGUGCCAUUCCAGAUGUGCAAGAAUCCACCUUUGAUGACUAUGAUUGGGGGUUCAGCUUUUUGCAAUACGCCCGUCUGGUGUCCAAAAUCCAUAGUAGUCUAUUCACAAUAAGCUCUGUGAAUCAACCAGCCGCCGAAUACAAUUCCAAGGUGCAGGGAUUUCUAACAGAGCUAGAGGCUUGGCGUAUUUCUGCUCCUGGACGCUUUCGCGCGGGAGAGCCGAUCAAGCCUCGCCUCCUACGUGAGCCACUCGCUCAGACGAUCGCGGUGAUGACGAAUUAUUUUGCGAUCAAGCUGGAGCCCAUGCGACAGCUUGACUUGAAACGAGGGCUAAUGCGAACUGCACGCUCUGUUUUGGAACUAACCAAAUUCAUUGAAGUUGCUCCCUACACUCCUGUAUGGAUGCUUGCGGUGUUACCGCUAUCAUGUUUGAUGAUUCUCUUCGAUCUAGUAGUCCACAACCCAGAACACCCUGAGGCUAGCCUCAGUCUUGCGCUCCUCGAUAUUGCCAGUGGACAUUUCAGUCGACUAGAAUUCGCCAGCAAUGGCACUUUGCCUGGCUCGUUAGUUGCACAAUUCGCACAUCUCGCACGCCAAUAUGUAUUCGAGAAGAGGGAAUGCAAACAAAAAACGAUUGACAUGGACGUUGGUGAUUCCUCUUGCGAUAUUCCACCUAACAUGCCGGCUGGAGCAACAGAGAUACCUCCACCCACUGCAGCGUUGCCCACCACUAGUUUACCAACAUCAAAUCAACCAGCUGAAACACUGCCUGGGCUACAGGAGCAGCUGCCACUCGAUCCCGGGGCCAUACCGCUGGGUGAUGCGAUCUUGUUAAGUGAAAAUGAUCAGUUAUUCAUCCCUUCUAUCGACGAUCCAAGUUACCGCAUUGAGGACUUCGAGUUGCUAGGAAUUGACUUAAAGAACUUGUUUGAUUAUCCAUAUGCAAUGUUAGGGGGGAUACCGUUGGAUGAUAUCCCUGUGGGAGUCUUCAAGUCAAUUUUUCACGCCCCUUUAGCUCUAUCCCAGAAACAAAAAGAUUAA